UCAACUUGCUCUUUUUACCUUGGGGGCGGUGCUUAUUUUUCCCACUGAUACAUUAGCAGGGUUUAGCUCUUCUGAAAUUGACACUACAGCACGAAAUAUGUCACAGGAAGAAGACGUCAAGGGUCUCACCGACGAAGAGGCUUACAAUGCGUGCAAAACCGCGGACCCUAUAACCAAGGAUUUCAUGAUGCAGCAGACCAUGCUGAGGGUGAAAGACCCGAAGAAAUCUUUGGACUUCUACACCCGUAUCUUAGGAAUGACGCUGCUGCAGAAGUUUGACUUCCCCUCCAUGCGCUUCUCCCUGUAUUUCCUUGGGUUUGAGGACAAGAAGGAGAUUCCCAGCGACAAGAAGGAGAGAACAGCCUGGACCUUCUCCCGACGAGCCACCAUCGAGCUCACACAUAACUGGGGCACCGAAGUGGGGGAGGUCACAGACUACCACAACGGCAACUCGGACCCUCGGGGCUUCGGACACAUUGGGAUUGCAGUCCCUGAUGUCUAUGCUGCUUGUAAGCUGUUUGAGGAGCAGGGAGUGACGUUUGUGAAGAAGGCUGACGAUGGUAAAAUGAAGGGGCUGGCUUUCAUCCAGGACCCGGAUGGCUACUGGAUUGAGAUUCUGAGUCCCAACAACAUGGUCUCAAUCACAUCUUAGAGCAGGUGGGAGAGAGAGGAACAGAGGGCACAGUCAUGAGGGAAAAGACACUGCAGCCCAAUCCAGUCAGCCAUAUUUACCAUCCCAGGGAAAAGAGCACUUGCAUACUUCUAUCAAUCAUUGCAUCAGUGUCAACUGUGGACUAAAGUCCAAGGAAACAUUAAUGUACACUUCCUUCCCUAGUUCAAAGAGCGAAAGGAAAAUAAUAAAAACGUUGAACAACUCAA
Polyodon spathula (Mississippi paddlefish) is the source of this 879-nucleotide messenger RNA. RefSeq names its product glyoxalase 1 (gene glo1). The transcript has 6 exons. The coding region runs from base 98 to 652 and encodes 184 amino acids. The record is from RefSeq and is a predicted model, not a curated record. Lineage: Eukaryota; Metazoa; Chordata; Actinopteri; Acipenseriformes; Polyodontidae. Gene Ontology annotation, molecular function: metal ion binding; lactoylglutathione lyase activity.